ACCCUUGCUUGCCGUAGCGGCGUGACGCGCAGGGGGCGUGGGUGCGCUAGAAGGAGGAAGGAUCAGUGCAGCUGACGGCCCAUGGAGUGAACGCAGACACAGCAACACAGCAGGCAUCGCGUCUGCAAAACGGACCCUUGUCACGCAGAAACUAUUAACAGAAACAGAAAAAGUCCGUUUGCACGACGCGAAAACAACAUAAAGACGCACCGAUGUGGAUCACCCCGGAGGAGGUGCUGCUCGCCAACGCUCUUUGGGUGAGCGAAAGGGCGAAUCCCUUUUUCAUUCUCCAGCGAAGAAAGGGACACGGCAAAGGAGGGGGGAUCACCGGGCUGUUGGUGGGAACCCUGGACGUAGUCUUGGACUCCAGCGCUAGAGUUGCCCCCUACAGGAUCCUGCACCAGACGGGGGAAUCGCAGAUCUACUGGAGCAUCGCGUGUGGCUCCUCCCGUAAGGAGAUCACAGAACACUGGGAGUGGCUGGAGACCAACCUCCUGCAGACUCUCUCCAUCUUUGACAAUGAGGAGGACAUCACCACCUUCGUCAAGGGCAAGAUCCAGGGGAUCAUUGCAGAGGAGAACAAGAGUAAGCAGCAGGCGGAGGAUGAGGAUUCUGGGAAGUUCCGAGAGGCGGAGCUGAAGAUGCGGAAGCUGUUUGGCAUGCCAGACGAGGAGAAGCUGGUCAACUACUACUCCUGCAGCUACUGGAAGGGCCGGGUGCCACGCCAGGGCUGGGUCUACCUGACUGUCAAUCACCUCUGCUUCUACUCCUUCCUGCUGGGCAAGGAAGUGACUCUGGUGGUCCAGUGGACGGAUGUGACGCAGCUGGAGAAGAACGCAACGCUGCUGUUCCCGGAGAGCAUUCGGGUCAGCACGCGUGACACCGAGCACUUCUUCUCCAUGUUCCUCAACAUCAACGACACCUUCAAGCUGAUGGAGCAGCUGGCCAACAUCGCCAUGCGGCAGCUGCUGGACAACGAGGGCUUCGCAGCCGACCGCUCACUGCCCAAACCCUGCAAGACCCUCAAGAACGUGUCCGCCCUAAAGAGGGACCUGGAUGCGCGGGCGAAGAACGAGCGAUACCGCGCCAUGUUCCGGCUCACGCAGGACGAGCGUCUGGAUGGGCACACCGACUGCACCCUCUGGACCCCCUUCGCCAAGAUGCACGUCGUCGGACAAAUGUUUGUGUCCAACAACUACAUCUGCUUCGCCAGCCGAGAGGAGGACCUGUGUCAGCUGAUCAUCCCUCUGAGAGAGGUGUCCAUUGUGGAGAAAGCAGACAGCAGCAGUGUCCUGCCCAGUCCACUGUCCAUCAGCACCAAGAACAAGAUGACCUUCCUGUUCGCCAACCUCAAAGACCGGGACUUCCUGGUGCAGCGUAUCUCAGACUUCCUGCAGCGUACCCCCGACAGGCUGUGGAGUGAGGGCAAGGAGCCAAGUGAGUCUCCGAGCCCCACAGCGCCCUUCCCCUCCAGCCCCCCCACCUCAGGAGGGACCCCCCCUGGCCGGUACUACAGCCCCAGCCUGCCCACGGCCAAACAGGGCCUCCUCAGCAUCUUCCACAAAGACGCACCCGAGGACCUGGGCCCGAAAGCUACAAAGGAGAAGAUGAAGGAGGAGUCAUGGAAUAUCCACUUCUUUGAGUUUGGGCGGGGCGUGUGCAUGUACCGCACCUCCAAGACCCGGGAGCUGGUGCUCAACGGCAUUCCAGAGAAACUGCGGGGGGAGCUCUGGCUGCUCUUCUCAGGGGCCCAGAACGAGAUGGCGACCCACCCUGGCUACUACGCGGAGCUGGUGGAGCAGGCCAUGGGCCGCUGCACGCUGGCCACGGAGGAGAUCGAGAGAGACCUGCACCGCUCCAUGCCUGAGCACCACGCCUUCCAGAACGAGAUGGGCAUCGCCGCGCUACGCCGAGUGCUCACCGCCUACGCCUUCCGCAACCCCAGCAUCGGGUACUGCCAGGCGAUGAACAUCGUGACCUCGGUGCUGUUGCUGUACUGUACAGAGGAGCAGGCCUUCUGGCUGCUAGUGGCUCUAUGUGAGAGGAUGCUGCCCGACUACUACAACACCAGGGUGGUGGGUGCGCUGGUGGAUCAGGGCGUGUUUGAGGAGCUGACGCGGGAGUGUCUCCCCCUGCUGUAUGAGCGCAUGCAGGAGCUGGGUGUGAUCUCUACCAUCUCGCUGUCCUGGUUCCUCACGCUCUUCCUCAGCGUCAUGCCCUUUGACAGCGCCGUGCUGCUGGUCGACUGCUUCUUCUAUGAGGGCAUCAAGGUCAUUUUCCAGGUGUCCCUGGCCGUCCUGCACGCCAACAUGGAGCAGCUGCUGGCCUGCAGCGACGAGGGCGAAGCCAUGACCAUCCUGGGCAGGUACCUGGACAACGUUGUGAACAAGCAGACGGUGUCUCCACCCAUCCCCCACCUCCAUGCCCUGCUGACCAGCGGGGACGAGCCCCCACCUGAGAUCGAUGUGUUCGAGCUCAUCAAGGCUUCCUACGAGAAGUUCGGCAGUCUGCGAGCAGACGUCAUCGAGCAGAUGAGGUUCAAACAGAGGUUAAAGGUCAUCCAGUCACUGGAGGACACCGCAAAGAGGAGUGUGGUUAGGGCUAUCAUGACAGACUCUGCCUUCAGCAUCGAGGAGCUGGAGGAGCUGUAUGUUCUGUUUAAGGCAAAACACAUCCUGAGCUGUUACUGGGGAGCGAGCAGCACAGCUGCGGAGCGGCACGAUCCCAGCCUGCCGUACCUGGAGCAGUACCGCAUCGACAUGGGCCAGUUCAGCCAGCUGUUCGGGGCGCUGGCCCCCUGGGGCUGUGGCCUGCACACCCCCACCCUCGCCGCCCGCCUCUUCCGCCUGCUGGACCACAACAAGGACGGCCUCAUCAACUUCAAAGAGUUCGUCACGGGACUGAGUGGAAUGUACCAUGGAGAUAUGACCGAGAAACUGAAGCUCCUGUACAAGCUGCACCUGCCUCCAGCUCUGUGUCCAGAGGAGGCGGAGUCAGCGCUGGAGGCCACACAGUUUUUCACUGAUGAUGCUACUCCACAGGAUUCUCCCUUCCUGUCUGAUGUGGACUUCCUGCUGCAGGAAGUGGCCGCAGGAGAGGAGGUAAAAACAGCAGAGCCAGGAGACCCAUCAGGCAAUGGGAACCUGGAGGACAAGAAAGAGGAAAAGGUGAAGGACUACAAGUAUUAUCUGAGGAUGUGGGCCAAGGAGAAGGAACCUAAGAGAGAGACAAUCAAAGAUCUACCAAGGAUGAACCAGGAGCAGUUUAUCGAGCUGUGCAAAACGCUGUACAACAUGUUCAGCGAGGACCCCUCGGAGCAGGAGCUGUACCACGCCAUCGCCACGGUGGCCAGUCUGCUCCUGCGCAUCGGGGAGGUCGGCAAGAAGUUCGCCAACAACGGCGCCAAGAGGUCCGACGUCCAGGCCGCCACCAGCCCGGUCCCGGAGCCGCCUCAGCCCGAGAAGGAGGACCCGGCUGAGGAAGCCAGCCCAGGACAGGCCCAGGUCUGCAAGGCCUUGGAGGAGGCCCAGCUGGACGUACCCCUCCCCCCCGCCUCUGACGAGGAGGCCAAGGACGACACCUCCGUCUCCUCCUACUCCAUGGUGAGCGCCGGCUCCCUGCAGUGCGAGGACAUCGCCGACGACACCGUGCUAAUUGGCUGCGGGGACCAGCGGCGGGGCAGCGCGCUGGAUGGGGAUUGGUCCAUCACCUUCGAGCAGGUGCUGGCCUCGCUGCUGACGGAGCCCCCCCUGGUGGACUACUUUGAGAAGAAGCAGGACAUUCGCGGCAGGAUGGCGGCCUGCAAGGCACAGCGGGCGGUGGAGAGACAGGUCAGCUCCUCCAGCGAGCAUGAGCUCCCGCUGCUGUCCGGCUGAUGGACGCAAACGCACUGGCCGCGCCACACCGCCGCCUGCCCUGCCGCCCACCCCGCCCAAACCCGGGCCCCCCACUCACCCGAGAGACACUGGCAUUCCU
Megalops cyprinoides (Indo-Pacific tarpon) is the source of this 3975-nucleotide messenger RNA. RefSeq names its product TBC1 domain family member 9B. The record is from RefSeq and is a predicted model, not a curated record. Lineage: Eukaryota; Metazoa; Chordata; Actinopteri; Elopiformes; Megalopidae. The coding region runs from base 213 to 3875 and encodes 1220 amino acids. Gene Ontology annotation, molecular function: calcium ion binding. The transcript is spliced from 22 exons.